AUGCGUUACUCAUCCAUCGUUUCUAUCAUGGCCUUGGGGCUGGCCUCUUUCUCCGUGGCAGCACCGGUGGGAUCCAACCCCCCCAACGGCAAUGGGGACACUCCCGGCGAAGGAGGUCCGUUCGAUGGCUUCACAGGUGGGCUAACGGGCGCCCUGGGAAAGGGUGGUAUACCAGGUUUACCGGCGGGGCUUGGUGGGGAUAGCAGUGGCAGUGGCAGUGGCAGUGGCAGUUCCUCCAAAAGAGAUGUCCACGCCUCGCCCGAAGGGGCAAUCUGA
Aspergillus pseudotamarii is the source of this 276-nucleotide messenger RNA. RefSeq lists its product as uncharacterized. Bases 1 to 276 code for a protein of 91 amino acids. NCBI's taxonomy places the organism in Eukaryota, Fungi, Ascomycota, Eurotiomycetes, Eurotiales, Aspergillaceae. The transcript has 3 exons. The record is from RefSeq and is a predicted model, not a curated record.